GAAAAGAGUGCGCAUGUCAUUAAAGUUUGUAAGCGUUGUGGACGUGUUGUUUAAAGACUUUUGUGAAGUUAUUAUUUUAUAAUUUUAAGUAAGACAUUUAAUUAUUUAAGUAUUGAAAAUGUCGACGACCGGUAAAAUUCCUCCGAUAACUAUGAGCAAACUUUACGUGGGUAAUUUACCAACCGAAACCAGUGAAAAUUCACUCCGGCAACUGUUUGAAGAACAGAAUUUAUCUUAUACGAGUAUUUUAGUUAAACGUGGAGGAUAUGCUUUUGUUGAUUGUCCCGACCAAUCUUCUGCAGAUAGAGCAAUUGACAAGUUAAAUGGUUUUACUUUUAAUGGCGUGGCGUUAGUGGUAGAACCGUCGGUGGCAUCAGGAAAGAAAAAGUCAAUUUCUGGAUAUCCCGAUACACCCCCAAUGCAAGUUGGGAAUGGCUGGAUUCAAACUUCGAAAAUUAUAAUAUCAAAUUUGGGUCCACAAGUACGGUUCGAGGACAUCGAACACCUCCUAAACGAACAUGGACGUGUAGUUUCAUGUGACAAAUUGACAUCGAAAGAUCCAACCACACAAACCGUCGCCGUUACAUAUGAUACUACGGAGCAAGCUCAACAGGCUGUAAAUCAGCUAAAUGGAAUCGACGUAGAAGGUAAAACAUUGAAAGUAGAAUUGGCUGUGGAAAAACGGGGGAAAAGAGGUCCGAGAGGUCCAGGAGCCCCCUUCGGAGGCUUACCUGGACAAAGCAGACAAACUGAUUUCCCUUUGAGGAUACUUGUACAAAGUGAUAUGGUAGGCGCUAUAAUUGGUAGGCAGGGUUCAACUAUAAGACAAAUAACUCAACAGACGAGGGCACGAGUGGAUGUUCAUAGGAAAGACAAUGUAGGAUCUUUAGAAAAAGCUAUUACAAUUUAUGGUAAUCCAGAAAAUUGUACUAAUGCUUGUAAGAGAAUUUUGGAGGUCAUGCAACAAGAGGCCAACAAUACAAAUAAGGGAGAAAUAUCAUUGAAGAUACUGGCUCAUAAUAAUCUCAUAGGAAGGAUCAUCGGAAAGGGCGGCAACACCAUCAAAAGGAUAAUGCAAGAUACCGACACCAAAAUCACUGUCUCUAGUAUUAACGACAUCAAUUCUUUCAAUUUAGAACGUAUUAUAACAGUGAAAGGUACUAUAGAAAAUAUGAGCAAAGCCGAAUCGCAAAUCAGUUCGAAAUUGAGACAGAGCUACGAGAACGACCUACAGGCUAUGGCGCCGCAAACGAUGAUGUUCCCUGGGCUACAUCCGAUGGCGAUGAUGGCCACUGCAGGCAUUGGCUAUGGUUCAAGAGGACUUUAUACAGGUCAAGCUCCUUAUCCCGGUAUGUACCCCGCAGGAAGCCAAUCUGGCGGCGAUUCUCAAGAAACGACGUACUUGUACAUCCCCAACAACGCGGUCGGUGCCAUCAUCGGUACCAAGGGUUCGCACAUUAGAAAUAUCAUCCGAUUCUCGGGCGCUUCCGUGAAGAUCGCUCCCAUCGACGAGACCAAGCCGCAAGAAACCCAGAACGAAAGGAGAGUCACCAUCGUUGGAUCUCCCGAGGCACAAUGGAAAGCGCAGUACCUGAUUUUCGAAAAAAUGAGAGAAGAAGGCUUCGUAGCUGGAUCGGACGAUGUACGAUUGACUGUAGAAAUUAUGGUGCCCAGUUCGCAAGUCGGUAGAAUUAUCGGUAAAGGCGGUCAAAAUGUAAGGGAACUCCAACGCGUUACUGGUAGCGUAAUUAAACUACCCGAGCAGGGAACAUCUCCACAGGACGAUGAAACAACCGUUCAUAUCAUAGGUCCAUUCUUUAGUGUCCAGUCUGCACAACGACGUAUCCGAGCUAUGGUCCUUCAGUCCGUCGCGCCUCCUCAAGGUAGACAGCGACAACCGAGGCAGCAAAAGGAAACCAGCCAAUCGGAAGCUACCUCGUCCGAGCCACAACAGUAGUAAUAACUAGAGCAACAUUCAUACACACUGCCUGUGCAUGGGUUUCUGCAUACCCUAUUGUACAAGAAAACGUCUCGAUGCCUUCCACUUCAUUUUCCAACGCCGUAUGAUACAAGUCGUACGCGUCAGUGAAGUUCCAAGUUGCGCGUUGAGUUUUUAUUUUCUCUAUUUUUUUUCUCGUUUUUUCUGUUUACGUUUAUUAGUUAUAUAGUUCAGUUAACAUAAUAGAUACGAGUCAAUUUUUUUUUUGGAACAUUUCGCUAUUAGUAAAUAAUAUUUAUGUUAAUUAGUGAAGUUUUUUUUGUUAUAUACUUAUGUUUGUUAUUAAAUAAUUGUUCCUAUUUCAUUAAAUAAUCAAUAUUCAACAGUUACAGUAUGUGUAUGUUUCAAAAUGAACUAAUGGCGAAAACCGGUAAAAAAAAAUUGACCAGUACAUUUCUGCUUAGUGGAAAGUUUUGAGAACUCUCCUGGAAUAAGGUAUGCGUCGAACUACGUGCCUGAUAAACUACAAUCUACCUCAAAUAAUCAAAAUAUAUUAGAUUUUAUAGCCACUGAAAUUUCCGUUAUUUACACACAACCGAAUGAAUAGUGACACACACUAUAUGUUUUUUUUUAUUACACGUAACGUGUAUUUACCAAAGAAACCAUAAGGUACGCGACUCAAGGCAAUGCCGUCGUGUUCCAGCUUCUCCGAUGUUCGACGAUCAACCAGUCACAGUUACAGUUAUUCGGAACGUUCUUUUUUU
Molecule: messenger RNA, 2703 nt
Organism: Psylliodes chrysocephalus
Lineage: Eukaryota; Metazoa; Arthropoda; Insecta; Coleoptera; Chrysomelidae
Source: the annotation of a GenBank genome assembly